Medicago truncatula (barrel medic) is the source of this 1284-nucleotide messenger RNA. RefSeq lists its product as uncharacterized. Bases 246 to 896 code for a protein of 216 amino acids. The record is from RefSeq and is a predicted model, not a curated record. Lineage: Eukaryota; Viridiplantae; Streptophyta; Magnoliopsida; Fabales; Fabaceae. The transcript is spliced from 4 exons.
UCAACCAAGUUGGAGGCAACCAACCUCUAUAUGACCCAUACAAACUUCUAAACAUAAAGUCUCAAACAUUUGUCAUCACUCAAAAGAGUAGACAAUUCUAGUCAAUUUUGUUGCACCUUGGCCUGCACCUUCCUUUCUCUCUUUCUCUUUUUCUUCUCCCUCUUAACCCUUGUAAGCAAUCACACAACAACAAUAUAUAGCUGUUUUUCCUUUCAUUUUUUAUUUUCUUAUAAUAAAUCAUCAUCAUGAGAAUUGGAAGCAAAUUAUUAUUCAAAGGAGCUGAAAUGGGUUUUUCAUCUAAAGAAGAGAAAUCUAAAAGAAUAUUAAGAGUGGUGAAAACUUUGUUUUUCUUAAUCACUAUGAUUCUUUCACUUCUUCUAUUUUCUGCCCCGGUUCUAUUGGUUAUUGCUGAUGCUCUUCUUCCUUCAGCUCUUCUCUCAACACUUUCACCUGUUUCUCUUUCCUUAACAACACUCUCUUCUCAUUUCCACAACUACGAUUUUCGUUACUCUCUCAUUGAUAUACCCCUCGUUUCAAUAAUAAGAUCCUUCAUCAUUUUCUGUGUUUACAGUUUAUGUGAUGGACCAAGACUUUCACGGUCAAGAGGACCUUAUUUGUGUAUAACAACGAUGUGUUCUGUUUUGUCUUUGUUAUUUGUUUCGUUUAAAGCUGUUUAUGUGUUUGGAAAUGGAAGUGGCUAUGUUGGAGGAUCAGAAAUUGCUUUGUUUGUGUGUUCUUGUGCGUUGGCUGUGGGACAUGUUGUCGUGGCCUAUAGAACAAGUUGUAGAGAGAGAAGAAAGCUUUUGGUUUACAAGAUUGACAUUGAAUCUAUUUCAGCUUGCACAAAUGGGUAUCCGAGGUAUCCUAAGAUUCUACAAGAAGAGAGAAUCAAAUGAUCAGUGACUCACUGUGGGAUUAACAUAUUAGAUUAGAAGAAUAUAUAAAACAAAAAGUAUAGAUUUUGCAUCUAACAGCUUCAUCAGCUAUUCAUAUAUUAAUUAAGUCCUCAUGUUCGUCAAGGAAUGCCACGGUUUCCUAAGGAAUGCUCGUAUUCUUUGACACCUAACACUGAUUAUAGUCUAGUUUACACUUCACCGCUACCAUGAGACACAAAAUUGUUGAUUGGUGUUAUAGCUUUAUAGGUAUAGGUAUAUAUGUAUUUUUUUUUAUGUCUCAAUUUUUAUUUUUAUUUUCCCUUUGAUUGGUGUAUAUCUUAUAUCUUAUUGUGUAUAUAUAAAAAUGAAUGGAUUGUUGGUUAUGGUCAAAGGCCUACUUAAAUAUGAA